GCGUCCCGCCCCGCGGGCUCCCGGUGGCUGCUUCCCGUCUGCUGUCCUCUGCUGCCAGUCCCCUGCCCCGGGCAAAGCCCAUCUGGUCCGCCGAGCAGGCCGGAGCUAUUGGGAGUGGCGGAUCCUCCCACCCCAGCCGGAUCUGGGCCAUGGCCGAGCCUGGAGAGGGACUGCCAGAGGAGGUGCUGGCACUCAUCUUCCGCCACCUGUCCCUGAGAGACCGUGCUGCCGCCGCCAGGGUCUGCAGGGCCUGGGCCGCCGCUGCUACCUGCAGCGCCGUGUGGCACGACACAAAAAUCAGGUUUCAUCCUGUGGCAGACGCCACUGAAAUCUUCUAAAAGGAUAGGAUGCGAGUUCCCUCCUUUGGGGCAACAGUCGUGGUCUGAACAGAGACGUGGGGAGGGAGGCAGGAAAUGGGAUGGCAGCUGGAACCCCAGCUAAGGGGUGGGUAGAGGCUUCUCCGCUGGUCGCAGGGACUCAGCCGAGGCCUUUUCUGCACGGCUCUAACCCAAGUUGCGAAUGUGAGCUGGAAGGCAUGCUGCCACCUUAUCUGUCCGCCUGCCUCGACCACGUUCACAACCUACGGCUGGAAUUUGAGCCAUCGAGGAAGCCGAGCCGCCGGGCGGCCAUCGAGCUGCUGAUGGUUCUGGCGGGCCGUGCCCCGGGGCUGCGAGGCCUGCGCCUGGAGUGCCGCGGAGAAAAACCGCUCUUCUACGCGGGCCGCGACGUCCUGGAGGCUGUGCACGCUGUAUGCGGGGCGGCCAGCCAGCUACGCCACCUCGACCUGCGGCGCUUGCCCUUCACACUGGACGACGCGCUGGUGCUGCAGGCGGCGCGCAGCUGUCCCGAGCUCCACAGCCUUUUUCUGGACAACAGUACCCUAGUGGGCAGCGUGGGUCCCGGCUCAGUGCUCGAGCUACUGGAGGCCUGCCCGCGCCUGCGCGCUCUCGGCCUGCACCUAGCCAGUUUGUCGCACGCCAUCCUCGAAGCACUGGCGGCGCCAGACCGAGCGCCUUUCGCGCUCUUGGCUCUGCGGUGCGCGUGCCCCGAAGAUGCACGCGCGUCCCCGCUGCCCAACGAAGCCUGGGUCGCGUUGCGCCGCCGCCACCCUGGGCUGGCAGUGGAGCUGGAGCUGGAGCCCGCGCUGCCCGCUGAGAGCGUGACGCGCGUCCUGCAGCCAGCCGUCCCCGUGGCUGCGCUGCGCCUCAACCUCUCAGGCGACACCGUAGGCCCAGUGCGCUUCGCAGCGCACCACUACGCCGCAACCCUGUGCGCGCUCGAGGUGCGCGCAGCCGCUUCGGCCGAGCUGAACGCCGCGCUGGAGGAGCUGGCGGCGCGCUGCGCGGCCCUGCGCGAGGUGCAUUGCUUCUGCGUGGUGAGCCACUCGGUGCUGGACGCCUUCCGCGCGCACUGCCCGCGCCUGCGCACCUAUACCCUCAAGCUCACGCGCGAGCCGCAUCCCUGGAGGCCUACGCUCGUGGCGUGAUUGGGCGACUUCUCUCCCCCGUCCCCGUGGACGUAAGCGCUCUGAGAGGGAACCGGGUGGGGGGUGUCCAGGCGCGCCCCGAGUGCUAGUGCCUUCUUUUGGGAUUGUUGCCCCCCGGGUCUUUACCGAGUUGGGAACUGUGAUGGCAUCGGGACCAGUCCUGGGCGCCCUGAGACCACUCGCUGCUCUCACCCUCUGCAGACGCCCCACCCGCUCGGUCCUGGACACACUGCCCCCCUCUCUUGCCUCCACCCCUCUGCGGACUCUGCAGCUCCGCGGCCCCGGCGCAGGGAGAGGGAGGGCACGGGCGCGGGCCGGGCCUCAAGGGUGAGUGUGAAAUAAACAAAUCCUGCAGUG
Messenger RNA from Pan troglodytes (chimpanzee), 1843 nucleotides. RefSeq names its product F-box and leucine rich repeat protein 8 (gene FBXL8). Lineage: Eukaryota; Metazoa; Chordata; Mammalia; Primates; Hominidae. The transcript is spliced from 3 exons. The record is from RefSeq and is a predicted model, not a curated record. The coding region runs from base 419 to 1486 and encodes 355 amino acids. Gene Ontology annotation, molecular function: protein binding.